AUGUUGAAGGAAGUUACAAAUGCAGAAACCCAAAAUCAGUUAGCCAGACAAGAGAAUAUAACGGCUAAUCUCACACAAGAGCUAAUCACAACACGUCAAGAUGUACAUGAAGAAAUUUGGGAGAAGUGCUCAGCUGGCUGGAGGUAUUUCCAGGGGAGCUACUACUAUUUCUCCACUGAGAGGAAGACCUGGGCUGGUAGCAGAGAUGCCUGUGUGAACAUGGGAGGACACCUGGUCAUCGUAGAGACUCGAGAGGAACAGUAUUUUCUACAGACCCAGAAACCGAAGCCAUUCUGCUGGAUUGGCCUGACUGACUCUGCUAAAGAGGGAGAAUGGCGUUGGGUGGACAACACACCACUCAGCAGUAGCAUCACGUUCUGGGCUGGUGGUCAGCCUGACAAUAAGGAUGGUAGUCGUGGACAAGACUGUACAGGAUUAUACACUACGCGCAACGGAAGAUGGCUGCUUUGGGAUGACAGAUAUUGUGGAAAUAAAGACAUAUACAUUUGUGAAGUCAAGGAUUCAAAAUAGAUUUGUGGCCUUUGUAUUUCACCAAUACUGUGGAGGCAUAACCUGACUGUUGCCAUACCAGAUGAAUGUAGUCAGGG
Molecule: messenger RNA, 608 nt
Organism: Engraulis encrasicolus (European anchovy)
Lineage: Eukaryota; Metazoa; Chordata; Actinopteri; Clupeiformes; Engraulidae
Product: C-type lectin domain family 4 member E-like
Exons: 5
Coding region: 1-531 (176 amino acids)
Molecular function (GO): signaling receptor activity
Source: RefSeq, a predicted model, not a curated record